ACGCGCCCUGUAUCAGCUCGGCUAGAGACAUCUCUAACCUGGUUGAGCGAAGCGUUCUCAGCGCGCCUAUCGACUGAUCCACCGGCUUCAUCAUAUCUCCACACCGCACCCACCUCUUCUCUUCCCCCCCCCUUCCCUUGCGAAACAACAAAUUCCUGGUCUCCGUCUUGGCCAUUGUUCUGUGUACAAUCGGGUUCUGCGGGUUUUGAGAAGUGCUUGCGGGCUUUCUUCGUGACAUUCUUUUGCGUCCUCGUAUUUCUUUGUUUAUCUCCAUCUUAAUUCUGACGCUCGCUCGACCCGGUGCUUGUGCAAACCCGCACGAGCAAGCCCCUAUUUUCCGAAGCUUAAUACUCCAGCACACGCUCCAUACGAGCACGCGUACGACUUUGCACGACGGCAUAAUCUUCCAGGGUCGUUGAUUCGAAUUGCUAUCUUAUCGACUCUUUGUCCAAGGAAUCAUGCGGACCUGGACUGCAAUCGCCGCCGCCGCGGCGUUUUUUUCCCGCGCCGCUCUGGCCGACGUUGAUCCUAUCGUCAUCAAAGGAUCCAAGUUCUUCUACAAGACCAACGGCACCCAGUUCUUCAUCCAAGGCGUUGCUUACCAGCAGGACUACAGCACUAACUCUUCGACGACGUCGUCCUCUACCAACGCGUACACCGAUCCUCUCGCUGACGCUGAACGCUGCAAGGUCGACGUGCCUUUGCUGAAGCAGCUCAAUACAAACACAAUCCGCGUGUAUGCUGUCGAUCCCACCAAGGACCACACGACAUGCAUGCAGCUCCUCCAAGACGCCGGCAUCUACGUGAUCGCCGAUCUUUCGCAGCCAGGUCUGUCCAUCAACCGUGACAGCCCCUCGUGGAACGACGAGCUCUACGCCCGCUACACCAGCGUCAUUGAUAUGUUUGCUCCAUACAACAACGUGAUUGGAUUCUUCGCCGGAAACGAAGUGUCGAACAACAACACAAACACAGAUGCCUCCGCAUUCGUAAAGGCUGCCGUGCGUGACUGCAAGGCGUACAUCAAGGCCAAGGGCUAUCGUCAAAUGUACGUUGGUUAUGCUACCAACGACGACGCUUCCAUCCGUGUGAACAUGGCAGACUACUUCAACUGCGGCAACCAGGACGACGCCAUUGACUUCUGGGGCUACAACAUCUAUUCGUGGUGCGGCAACUCGUCCUUCACGGAAUCCGGCUACGACCAGCGCGUCAAGGAGUUCUCCACUUACUCCGUCCCGUCCUUCUUCGCCGAGUACGGUUGCAACACUGUCCAGCCACGAGUCUUCACUGAGGUCCAGGCUCUGUUCGGUGACCAGAUGACGCCCGUGUUCUCCGGCGGCAUUGUUUACAUGUAUUUCCAGGAGGCGAACGACUAUGGUCUGGUCCAGGUCGAGUCCGGCAGCGCUGAGCCCAGCCUGCUCCCGGACUUCACCGCGUACUCCAGCCAGAUGGCCCAGAUUUCACCCACCGGUGUCAACAUGGCCUCCUACACGCCAACCAAUUCGCCAGCUGCCUGCCCGGCAGUCUCCUCUGGAGUCUGGGAAGCCGCCGCAUCUCCUCUGCCACCUGUCGUCAACCCCGAACUUUGCAGCUGCAUGUACAACUCGCUGUCUUGCGCCGUUUCCAGCUCAACCAGUGAGGAUGAGUAUGGCCAGCUCUUCGGUACAGUGUGCGGGUAUGGCAACAGCUGUGCCGGCAUUGCCGCCGACGCUACCAACGGCACCUACGGCGCCUACUCCGUGUGUAACGCCACCGAGCAGCUGUCGUUUGCUUUCAACCAGUACUACAAGUCCCAGGGCAAUGCCGCUAGCGCUUGCGACUUCAACGGCGCCGCCAAGAUCAAGAGCGCCGUCUCCGCUUCUGGAACGUGCAACUCUCUGAUUCAGGCAGCCGGCACUGCUGGCACCAACACCGUCACUGCUUCCCCUGGCGCUUCCUCGACCAAGUCGGCAGGUGCUGCCAGCGGCCUCACGGUUCCACGCGUCGAGACUGCUUACUUCGGCGUCGCUGUCUCCGUGUUCGUGGCGAGCUUCUUUGGCGCUGGAAUGAUCCUGCUAUAAAAUCCAUGCUGGGAUAAAUUUGAAACGUUGCGUUCAAACCGAGAGAAAAAAAACGAUGACAUUGUAAUAUAUCCCCCUGCAAGCAUAUCGUAUAUUCCCCCGUCGUUUCAUGUGCCGUCAAAAAUAUCCCUUCCUCCAACGUAUUAUUUUCUUCUUCAUUGCAAGUCGGUCGGUGCAGCAAGGGGUGUUUUUGCUCAUCAUCAUGCCAUUGCUCCUCCCCUACGUCGUCUGACGCUUGUCGAGGAUUGCAGCGUAUAUACUUCAUGAACCAGCGCUCUGAGCUCGCCGCGAGGUGACCUGAAAAGGCGGAUAUCGCGGCCCCAGCGCUCUUGACUGGUGUAGCUUUAGCGAAUUGAGAAAGCAAUUGUACACUUAACAAAGCAAAUCGUGUUCCAC
Messenger RNA from Verruconis gallopava, 2453 nucleotides. RefSeq lists its product as uncharacterized. Lineage: Eukaryota; Fungi; Ascomycota; Dothideomycetes; Venturiales; Sympoventuriaceae. Gene Ontology annotation, molecular function: 1,3-beta-glucanosyltransferase activity. The record is from RefSeq and is a predicted model, not a curated record. Bases 459 to 2057 code for a protein of 532 amino acids. Gene Ontology annotation, cellular component: fungal-type cell wall; cytoplasm. Gene Ontology annotation, biological process: fungal-type cell wall (1->3)-beta-D-glucan biosynthetic process. The transcript is spliced from 3 exons.